Molecule: messenger RNA, 624 nt
Organism: Fimicolochytrium jonesii
Lineage: Eukaryota; Fungi; Chytridiomycota; Chytridiomycetes; Spizellomycetales; Powellomycetaceae
Product: ribosomal protein L13e
Exons: 3
Coding region: 1-624 (207 amino acids)
Biological process (GO): translation
Cellular component (GO): ribosome; cytosolic large ribosomal subunit
Molecular function (GO): structural constituent of ribosome; RNA binding
Source: RefSeq, a predicted model, not a curated record
AUGAAGCACAACAACGUUCUGCCCAACCAGCACUUCCGCAAGGACUGGCAGCUCCACGUCCGCACGUGGUUCGAUCAGCCCGGAAAGAAGAAGUCCCGCCGUGUGCAGAGGAUUAAGAAGGCCGCCCUUUUGGCUCCUCGCCCCGUCGACGGUCUCCUCCGCCCCGCCGUCCGUGGCCAGACUGUCAAGUACAACAUGAAGCUGAGGGCUGGCCGUGGUUUCACCCUCGAGGAGUUGAAGGCCGCCGGUGUCCGCCGAAAGGAGGCUCGCUCCAUCGGCAUUGCGGUCGACCAUCGUCGUAAAAACCGCUCUACCGAAGGUCUCGAGGCCAACGUUCAGCGUCUGAAGGAGUACCACGCCCGCUUGAUUGUGUUCCCCAAGAAAGCGAACAAGCCCAAGAAAGGUGACUCUGACGCCGCCGCCACCGGUGCCGCCACUCAACUUAGUGGAGCCAUCCUCCCCAUCGUUCAGCUCGCCAACACUGACGUUGAGCGUCCCCUCGGGGACAAGCCAAAGGUCCACGCUUACGCCGCUCUUCGCAAGGCUCGCUCUGACAAGAAGCUCAAGGGUGUCAGGGAAGCUCGUGCGAAGAAGGCUGAGGAGGAGGAGAAGGCCAAGAAAUAG